GUCAAAAAUCGUCAAAAUGGCCGAUUGCAUCUAAAUAUGGAACCUAUAUAAUAACAUUGUGCGACAAUAAAGAUAUUUUUUGUCGAAUACUACUUUUCUGAACUUAAUGACAUAGCUAACAAAGUGUACGGUAUGUUCCCGUUAACUCCGCCGGUCGUGAAGCGAUUGUUGGGCUGGAAAAAAGGACCCGAGGGAUCGUCGGCCGCAGAAGAUAAAUGGUCCGAGAAGGCCGUAAAGAGUUUGGUAAAAAAAUUAAAGAAAAGCGGGGCUUUAGAAGAGUUAGAAAGGGCAAUCUCGAGUCAGAACAGUCAUACGAAAUGCGUUACGAUACCCAGGGUGAAGCCGAAUGAGAGUGGCAUCAACGGACAGUACAGGAAAGGCCUACCGCAUGUGGUUUACUGCAGACUCUGGCGUUGGCCUCAGUUACAGAGCCAACAUGAACUGAAGCCAGUGGACCAUUGCGAGUAUGCAUACCAGCUGAAGAAGGACGAGGUGUGCAUUAAUCCCUAUCAUUACAACAAAAUCGAUUCGCCUGCUCUUCCCCCGAUCCUGGUGCGUCGCUGUAGCGAGGGCGAGGUCCGCGCCCCUCCGCCCUACGCCGACUACCACCAGCCAAUACUGCACGAGCACCCUGACGUUGCCAUGCAGUCUGGUACAGGACACAGCGCACUGUAUCUCGAGGCUACACUUGCACAACACGUGCCGGGCAACACAACUGUACACGUGAGCUCCUCAACAGUGGAGACUCCGCCCCCAGGCUACAUCAGCGAAGAUGGAGACCCGAUGGACCACAAUGACAACAUGAACCUCACACGUCUAAGUCCGUCACCUGGCGGCCUGGCGUCCGAGGCCUCGCCGGUGCUGUACCACGAGCCGGCGUUCUGGUGCAGCAUCAGCUACUACGAGCUGAACACCAGGGUCGGGGAGACGUUCCACGCCUCGCAACCUUCCAUCACGGUCGACGGAUUCACCGACCCGAGCAAUAGUGAGAGAUUUUGUCUCGGCCUGCUUUCGAACGUGAACAGGAACGAAGUCGUCGAGCAAACGCGCAGACACAUCGGGAAAGGAGUCCGGCUGUAUUAUAUAGGGGGUGAGGUCUUCGCGGAGUGCCUGAGCGACUCCUCGAUAUUCGUGCAGAGUCCGAACUGCAACCAGCGCUAUGGCUGGCAUCCGGCCACCGUUUGUAAAAUACCACCAGGUUGCAACUUGAAGAUAUUUAAUAAUCAAGAAUUCGCGGCCCUCCUGUCGCAGUCGGUCUCGCAGGGGUUCGAAGCCGUCUUCCAGCUGACCAGGAUGUGCACAAUACGAAUGAGCUUCGUCAAGGGGUGGGGGGCUGAAUACAGACGGCAAACUGUAACUUCAACUCCGUGUUGGAUCGAGCUGCAUCUCAACGGUCCUCUGCAGUGGCUGGACAGAGUCCUCACACAGAUGGGCUCUCCGCGUCUGCCGUGCUCCUCUAUGUCCUAGAUUUUAUACGCGAUAACAUACUCAAUAAUGGAGGCGAAUAAGGUGAGUUUAGCUCAACCAGAACAUAAUUCUACAGUGGAGUAUUAAGUUAUAUAUUCUACAAAUAUAUAUAAUUAUAAAUAUAGAGUUUCUACUAUAGCAUGUCCAUGGAAACAUGUGAUCGAAAUUCGACCGUAUUCACUGAAACUACAAGGUUUAAUUUUUUCGAUUCCAUUCUCUCUUUUGUUUGCCUCAUUAACUCAAUUUCGACGAAGCGGAUUUUUUUUAUUAUUGACAACCCUAAAGUUGGUCUAUGGUUACUAAACAAACUGAGAAAUAAAAGAGAAAAAAUGGUACUUAGUUUUAUGUAGUACACGCAUAAGAAACAUGAAUAUUGGAUUUGAUUGACGCAAGAAUGAUAGCUUCAUUCACAUUGAGAUAAAAAAAAAAAACUGUAAUAAGAGUCGUCUAUUAUCAAAGGUGGCAAUCUGUGCAUUUGGACAAAAAAAAUGUUAUUGAUAUGUCAAUACAGAUUGAUUUGAAUAUAAUCGUCUCCUUCAAAGAAUACGGUUCAAAACCUGCAUUAAAUAAAGGUUAAUAGUUAACCUGUUAUUUAUCUAAGAUGUCGUUCAGAAGAUUUUUGUGACUGCCAAUGGAAUACAAAGUCAAUAAUUCGUUUUUCUGAUUUACCAAUAAUUUUCCAAAAGUCACAUUGCCGGCUUUGAUAAUAGUCGACUCAUAACCAGAUUGUAUCAGUUUGUGUGUCUUCAUUGGGAAUAUGAAAUGUGAACACAUUUAAAAAAAAAAAAUCAACAUCUAUGUCUCUCACAGAAGAUUGUCUUUGAAAAAAAAAAAUUUACAGCCAACCUUGUGGUUCUAGUGAACAGAAAAAAAAUCUAUAUAAAUACAUGUUUUCUUUUUUAAUUCUAUUUAUAUAUGUCGUUAGUUGUGUUUUAGACGUUUAUUAAUUGUUAUCGCUUACGAUCGGAUGGUCGUGUUCUAUUAUUAAGCGUUGAAAAGAUUGGUUAAAAACCUUGCAUGAUUUUGGUAUUACAGAUUAUAUUAUGAACGACCAUCUUGAAAAAUGUUGUUAGACUGAAAAAAAAAAAUGUUGCUCUGUUCUAAAACGCAACUGACGUACAUCACAUUUGCCAUUGUAUAAAUGCAUUUAAUUAUAUUUCAUUAGGUUAUAAUAUUGUUUUUUUUUUAGUAAUUAAUAUUUUUUAGCUUUGACAGAAUGUAAUCAUUUCUCUAAGAAUAAUUACAAUAACACUUAUUAAGGAAAUGUUAUAUAUUUUUACAUUAUAGUCAGUCGGUUAGUUUCAAAGGCGUUCAAAAUUCUCUAUGAAAGCUUAUACAAUUUAAUAAAUCACUCAUGAUAUAAUUUUCCACUGUCAUGUGAAAUUGACACCAUCGUCUCAAAAUGGCCAAAGAAAAUAAUAAGCACUUGUCAAUUAGAAAAAAAAAACAAAAGCUACACCACCUUUGCAACUAAUCGACUAAAAUUUCAAAAAUUUGAAACGAGAUUCUAUAUAGCAAUAAAACUGUACAAAAAGUUUAUAAUUAAUGAAUAAUAUCGAUUAUUCAAUAUCGAUUUUACAUCACAAUUGAUUAGUAAUUAUUUUCAUAAAUUGAAAAAUUGAUAAUUUUAGUGUUUAAGAUGAAAAUGUUUGUAGAUUAAAUUCUUAUUUGAAUUGUGGAUGCUGAAUCGAGAAGUAAUUUGAUCUAUUACAAUAAUAAUGGCUCUACCGUUUUAUCUUUUUUUACGAAUUAUACAAAUCCAUUGAGACGUACUCUGUGUUAUUUUAGAGAUGUUUGGUAGGCAGCGGCUUGGCUCUGCCCCUGGCAUUGCUGAAGUCCAUGGGCAACGGUAACCACUCACCAUCAGAUGGGCCGUAUGCUCGUCAGCCUACAAGGGCAAUAAAAAAAAAAAGAUGUACCCUAAAGAGUACAGUAAUUAUAUAAAACUUUAAUUCGAAGUGAGCAAAAAAAAAACCACAUCAAUUAAUAUUUUUUUCGUGUCUAUUAAGAUUAUUAAAAAAUCUGAGACAGGCUAAAAGGUCGUGUAACCAAUGGACGUAAACGAAAAAAUUUAAUAACUUCGUUAACAAUUGAUAAUUUAUGAUAUGUUUAUAUAUGCAAAUAAUUAUAGCAUAUAUUUAUCAUUGCAUAUAUUAGCAUACAUAUAUUAGCACAUGUGCGUUUUUGUUCUUUUCUAUCCCAAAUCUACUUGACGUAUUUUGAGAUGGACCAUUUGAAGGUGUUUAUUUAUUUUUUUCAUUCAAAUAUCUCGCAUCUACAAUAUAAAUGACAAUUUUUACACGUAGAUUUUUUAAUAUUAGUCAUACAUAUAUAUUUAUACAAUACGUUAUUAAAAAUAUCACAAUUUUUAAAUGUAUUUUUUUAAAGAAAUAACAUAGUUUUUUUUUUGCUGUAAUUUAUAUGAUAGUUCUUGUGUACGUUUGAUAAAUGUUAGCGUCUUAAUAUUAUGUUUUUGUAUGAAUUUGUAAACUGAAAGAGUUUGUAACUUGGAAAAUAAGGAACGUUUUUUUUUUUCAAGUACAGGACGAGGGUAUAGGCCUCGAGAGUCCCCUGAUAAGCUAAAUUAAGUAUGCGGUGUGCUGACCUUGACGUAUCUUAAAAUUUGGUGGUGCAAAAAGUAUUUGCAUUUCCGUUGAUGGUCUGCCUUUGAUUUGUGGCCCUAAUACCGAUACUACUGAAACUAAUAAUGAUAAAGUGUAAAUGGGUAUAUAUUUUGUAAAAUAUCGUACUUUUUUUCUUUGUAAUUAUUCCGUAUUCUAUGAUGGCACCUAGAAAUAUCCUCGACCUCGACUAGAAGGUCGUUGUACGCCUCGGAAGAAAAAUAAUCAAAUAAUCGCCAUGUUGAAGGAUUUAUUUUUAAAUUAAGAAUAACGAAUUUUGUUCUGAGUUGAAGUUCCGAGGAGGUUUCAUUACGGCAUCAAAGUGAAAUUAAAACUGUCAUAAUUUUAAAUUUAGAAUGCCGCAAAUUAAACUACUCUCUCAUUUUGGCGAUCACGGUUACGUUUUGUUAGAUGUAGUUUCCUGUGUUGGAUAAGAGAUGGCGCUAUAGCACUAGCCAAUUUCAUCGCAGUUAUAUCGAUAGAUGGCGUUGUGCAUUUACGUCCCCAUUUCUGAAUCGCGCUGACGAGAUGCUCUCUGUUUGAAUGACCUCUUGUCGCACACCAGUCUGAGGUAUCGCUUCUCGGCCUUUUGGCUAAGAUCAAAGUGUAGUAUCUGUUCUUUUCAGCUUAAUAUCUGAAAGUUCCCUCAUUGAGGGACCAGUAUAUUAAACUGAUUUUUGUAAAACGAUGGGAUGUUCGGGGCUCGCUCCACUCCCGUCACGGGUCGGCCCGGCAUUGCAGUGCCGCCGGGAUCGGCCCUCAGAAUUCCUUUAUCACACUCUCUGGUUCCUAUACAAGGCAAACAGAUUUUCCAUAGUAAACUUGAGGGAAAUCGUACCCUUUCGGUUCUGUUUCUCGCAAAAGAGCAUGCUUUGCAGAAUCUGCCACUGGAUCAAAAAUUCGACCCACUGAGAAGGAAGAUCUGGCGAGAAACUCAGUGAACUAGGUCUCCGACUCCUUUUUUUUUUUUUUUUCUACUUAAGCUGAUAGCCUUAGAGGCUAUUUCAGCGUAACCGUGGCUAGUAGGUGAGCUCACGAGGCUCAAACCUGAUGACGUUGCUAACACGAACCCUAACAAGAGCCGUGCUUCGCAGAAUCUACCACCGGAUCGGAAACGCGACCCACUGAGAAGAUCCGGCGAGGAACUCAGUGGGCUGUGUCUGAGAGUUAAUUUACUCGUCGAGCCCUUCGUCGCAAGCGACGGGUUCGACGAGAACGGUGACCGGUGCUUGAAGUACCUAAAAGCACCUCUCCGACUCAAUGGUCGAUCCUCCCAAAGAAACCUAUUAACAAAGUCAUUUAUUUCAUUCACUGUUUCCAAUCCGAAUAGCUAUUGGAAAAUAAUUCACAAAGUUAAAUACUGUAUCCAGGAUUUGAAAUUUGAUACUAAAUAAUAAGCAAAGGAUAAAAUGGCUCAUUUACUGUUAAAAAAAAUUUCUCUGCCAUAUACUACCAAUAUUAUGCUUAGUUAAGUAAAUGAUGGAUCAGUCUUAGUUGGGAUAGGCAUUGUACAUGCGAUAUUUUGUUGAAAUUUAUGCCCAUUUAUACAGUUAAAAUGUGAAUAAUAUUCUUUUUUAAUGAUUAGGUAUCUGAAGUAAAGUUUAUUGUUUAAUAUUGAAAUAUAUUAAAUAUAGUUUAAUAUUAAACUGUAUUACGGCGUAAUGUAACAGUAUAUUACACAACAUUUUAUUGUAUUAGUUUUAAUAAAAACUUGCUCGAGAUAUCGUCUUCUCGCAUUAAAACUGUAUAAUCUAAAAACUUUUUAAAUUUUACAAGAGAGUGUUUUAAAGGUUUAACAUGUGAUAUUUUUAAUAUUAAUCAUCUUUGCAACGCUUAUCUUUUAGCUUUUACCAGUUACAUUAUCUGUAUUUUAAAGUAAGAUAAAAUUAUGUAUUAAUUUUGUUAAUAGAAGUCAAAAUAUAGGUAAACUAACAAAAAAAAAUAACAAAACUACCUUCUUUUGACAGUAUUUAGAGAGAAAAAUACUGGUGAUACCAAAUGUUUACGCAUAUUAACUCAAUUUUGAAUAUUUUUGGAAAUUGUACACUUUUAAUGCGAAAAGACGAUAUGUGAGAAGCGAUUGUUAUUAAGUAGUGUUUUUGGUGUUCGUUUUUCAAAACGAAUCGGGCAGGCGAUCGUCGUGAAAUGUGAAUACGAAGGCGCCCGACCGGAUUCCGAAGCGCGGGACUUAUUGGCGCGAACCGUACAAGCGUCAACCGUUUAUCGUAUGAUAGUAUUGCCAAUGAUUCUGUUUAAUUUUCACUAUUUUUUUUGUAUAUACAUUUGUUUUUUCGUUAACUACCGUAUUAUCGCUUAAUUUCAAAGAUAACGUUGCGUUUUGUAACGUAAGCCACCAGGUUGUGAGCGUGAACACUAAGUUUGAUUUUACGAAAUUGUUUUUUUUUUUUUUAUUUAUUUUUUUUUAAUCUAGAUUUUAAGACAAACGGAUAAGUUGAGAAUGCGAAUGAGAAUGUAACGGGUCAGAGUUCCGAAAUGUCGGAAUGUAAAUGAAUGCAAUAUCAAGGUAUGGUGCUAAGCUGUUCGGAAACGGGUGUGUUAAUGUCGUGGGAUCGCUUCCCGGUAUAGAGAAAACGUAUUUGAUUAUAUUUUGCGAGACCAUUCAAAUGUAACAUAGAUUCUGGACAUCAGAAUGACACUUGUUGGCGUUAUUAUAACUUCUUAAUAUGAUAUAAGUAGGGUUGCCAGAUUUUUUUUUCAGCCUAUAAAAGGCAAAUGCUUAAAUGGGCAAAAAAUAUGGGAAUUUAGUUUUUUUAUUAUAUAGUGACAUUCUUUAUUUAUUUUUUAUAUUUCUCCGAGGAGCAAGUCAGUUUUAACAUAUUUUUAUCGGUUUUAUAAUAACAUGUUUAUAAAAAUCAAUACAAUUAUAAUCGUACGAUUCGAAUACGGGACAGACCCAGUCCCGCCGGAACAUUUUAAACUAAGCCUAAAAUACGGGACGUCUGGCAACCCUAGCUAUAAGAUUAAUUGAUCUAUAUAUACACGAAAAUGUCGUCUAAAAUAUCGAGACCCCAAGAAAAUAUAAAGUCACGUAUAGUUUUUUUUUUUUAAACUAGACGCGACCUUGUGCUUCUCUUGUCGAGUAUUGUAUUAGCUUCCUAAAUAUCAAUUGUGUUUGCGUUAAGCUUUUUAAACUAUGUGUACCUCUAUUCAUAGGAAACAAUAAAAUUGUGUGCUUUCAUUAAAAACUAAGCGCAGUGCGUAUAAAAUUCCCAAGAAUAUCCUACGAUUUGUGUUGAAAAUAACAUUUAUGAAUUGUUAACUGUCAGAUGACGUUAUGGCGUUGUCAUGAAAUUUGUUUACGUUGUGUUAAUUAUCUUUUUUUUACGUAUUUUAUUAUCGAAAUGGCUUCCAUGUUUUUUGCUAAUUGCGAUCUCACGGUUAUUAUGUGAGAAGGUGAAAAGAUGAAACUGCAAAUAAAGUGUGUGGUUUUUUUUUUUAA
This is a messenger RNA of Bombyx mori (domestic silkworm), 7548 nucleotides long. RefSeq names its product mothers against decapentaplegic homolog 3 (gene Smox). The coding region runs from base 133 to 1467 and encodes 444 amino acids. NCBI's taxonomy places the organism in Eukaryota, Metazoa, Arthropoda, Insecta, Lepidoptera, Bombycidae. Gene Ontology annotation, biological process: cell differentiation; SMAD protein signal transduction; transforming growth factor beta receptor signaling pathway. Gene Ontology annotation, molecular function: I-SMAD binding; RNA polymerase II cis-regulatory region sequence-specific DNA binding; DNA-binding transcription factor activity, RNA polymerase II-specific. The transcript is spliced from 12 exons. Gene Ontology annotation, cellular component: heteromeric SMAD protein complex. The record is from RefSeq and is a predicted model, not a curated record.